CUCACGCUCAGGUGACAAAUAUUAUUGCGUAUGUCGCCCCUGCCGCGGCCGGAGUUACAGUGAUUGUAGGAAUUUGCUGCGCUGUCAUAUGCUACAGAGUUUUGAAGAAUAAACCGAACCGAAGUUGCCCAGACACCGAAAACACAGAAGGGACGCCACUUCCUCCCCCCACACAGAACUGCCAGCAGCAGAGUCUGUAUCUUUGUGCUGUUCAUGCGAGGGCCGGUACAGUCAUGGGGUCUCUCUGCUGGGGGCUGCAUCUCCACACUGCUCUGCUGCUCCUCAUUAACACAGAUCCUUGCACAGCUGCAGCUACACAUUCAACUGUAAACCUGACAGUAUCUAUGGGACAGGAGGUUCACUUAUUCUGCAAUGAUUCAAAUUCAGAUUUUACCCAGAUUAGCUGGAGGAAGAACCAUACAGUAAUUUUUACUUACAGCACAAAGAACCAAACACCGAAUAACUGCCCCUUGGACAGAGUAUGUGUUGAUGAACCUAGAGAUCUACGGAUCUCUUCCGUACAGAUGUCUGAUGAGGGAAUCUACAGCUGCACAGUCACCACUGACAGGGGUACAUACGUAAAAGAGUGGAGAAUAAGCGUUAAUGACACAAACGAUGCUGCUCAGAUUAAGAUAAAUAUUGUUUACUUUGUUGCACCUGCUGCAAGCAUAAUUACUGCCAUUAUAGGAAUAUGGGGCGCUGUGUUAUGCCACAGACUUAUGAAGAAAAACAGAAACAAAACAGACAAGAGUAAUGAGAACACGGGAGGUACGGACACCGGACGCCGAAGAGCUCAGAGAGUCACCGGCCAUCAGUAUACUGAGAGAACAAACUCAGCGUACGGGACUUAAGGACAAAACCGUGCCUAACACCUUGCUUUAUUAUUAAAGUUAUUCAAAUCCAAAAAAAAUUCUUUUUAAUGUCUGAAGUUUCUGACAUUUGUGGAGCUGUCCAGUCUUACAUGUGAUGCGUCAUUUACUACACUGGAUGACUAAACCAUUUACUAGUUACAUUACAAAUGGUAACUUUUAAUGAAGACUGGACGAUAUCCCACCAAAUUCGAUGCUUAUAGACCUAAUUAAAACAAAUGUUAUUCAGCCAAAGGUAUAAUGAAACCUUUGUUUGCUCCUUUGUAUUGUAAUACACAAUAUUUUGCAUGUUA
Molecule: messenger RNA, 1162 nt
Organism: Paramormyrops kingsleyae
Lineage: Eukaryota; Metazoa; Chordata; Actinopteri; Osteoglossiformes; Mormyridae
Source: RefSeq, a predicted model, not a curated record